AUGGGCUGCUUCACAUUCGUCAAACUGAUGAUGGUCUUGUUCAACUUGCUUAUCUUUCUGGGGGGCCUGACCCUGCUGGCCAUGGGGAUCUGGGUGAGCGUGGACGGGAGCUCCUUCUUGAAGCUGCUGGGGCCUUUUGCUGGCCAAAGUAUGCAGUUCGUCAACGUGGGCUUUUUCUGCAUCGCCAUUGGGGUCAUAUUGGUGCUGCUGGGGCUCCUGGGCUGCUGUGGGGCCCACAAGGAGAGCAAGUGUCUGCUGCUCACGUUCUUCUCCAUCAUCCUCAUCAUAUUCAUUGCUGAAGUGGCAGCAGCAGUCGUGGCUCUGGCCUACUCUUCAUUUGCUGAGGGGAUCCUCAGAGCGUGGGCGACCCCUGCUUUACAGAGGGAUUAUGGCAGUGAUCCUGUGGUGACUAAAAUCUGGAACACCACCAUGAAUGAGCUAAAGUGCUGUGGCUUCACCAACUACACAGACUUUGUGGGCUCGAAGUUUGAGAAAGAGAACGCAGGCAGUCUGCCGCCCAGCUGCUGCUGGACCAACAGCACCCAGUGCAGCCAGGACGAGGCCGAGCACAGCGCUGUGCAGGGCUGUUUUGAACACAUCCUGGAGACCCUCAAAGAGCAUGCUAACAUUGUGGGAGGAAUUGCAGCAGGAAUUGGAGUCUUAGAGAUUGCCGCCAUGGUAGUGUCUAUGUACCUAUACUGUCACCUGGACAACAGAGUCAGCUGAGACGCCUCCAGGGAAACAUGAAAACAUGACAGACCUGACAUAGAUGGAUCACAUGUGAUUCAGUUUUUAAAAAUCAAUAAUCUCAUGUUUACGCUCUGUCACCCACACACUUUUUUUUCCAGGGAAACCUUUAAUUUUACUAUGAAGUCGUGUUUAUGAUGCCAUGAUGUUUUAUGUGUAGUAAAAACUUACAGCUACUUCCUGUCUUUAUAUGAACAGUUAAAAAGUGCACAUAUCCAUGUUUGUCAAUAAAAUAUUUCAA
Seriola aureovittata is the source of this 988-nucleotide messenger RNA. RefSeq names its product tetraspanin-1. The record is from RefSeq and is a predicted model, not a curated record. The coding region runs from base 1 to 726 and encodes 241 amino acids. The transcript is spliced from 7 exons. Gene Ontology annotation, cellular component: membrane. NCBI's taxonomy places the organism in Eukaryota, Metazoa, Chordata, Actinopteri, Carangiformes, Carangidae.